Molecule: messenger RNA, 1407 nt
Organism: Aphanomyces astaci
Lineage: Eukaryota; Oomycota; Saprolegniomycetes; Saprolegniales; Verrucalvaceae
Exons: 12
Coding region: 95-1231 (378 amino acids)
Source: RefSeq, a predicted model, not a curated record
UACACACCAGGCAGCAGCACCAGCGAUUCCUUCGAAGUCGAACGUCUGGUUACUAAUUCUUCUAUAUCGUUGACUCGCUCAUUUGUGGUUUGGAAUGAAAAUGCACGCCUCGAUGUUGUUGCUGGCAGUCGUAGCCACUGGAUCCCUCGGCCAAGGGUUGCAAGGGCGAUGCCUAGAUGACACGGAAUGCGCAGCCAACGCCGCCUGCGUCACGGUGGACACUGGUCGAAGUGCGUUUUCAAAGUGCACGGCCAACAAACCAGUGUGUGGGGGUCGCACGUUUGGCCACUGCCCGUCCCAGGACGCCGAAAUUGGCAACAUGAUGUGUGUGUUUGUCGAAACGAAAAAGAUCCGAAAUGUCGUGUGCUGCCCCAACUCGGGCGGCACGCAGCUGCUGCCGGACAGUCCCCUCGCAUCAGGAGUUGCAACAACUGUCGCCCCCGCCGAUGCUGCGACAACGUCCCCAACCACGACCAAAGCCGCGAUCACCCGCGAAUUGCUCGUGGAUGCCCCUGCAGUGCCUUGCUUUGAUUGUUAUAAACCAGUGGGAAGCAACCGGACGAUCCCGGGCUCGUUCGAGUGUGUGUUGAAAGAUCAAUGCAAAACGCAAAGUGUGUUUCCAAAAGUGUGCGACACUGGGCUCAGUUGUGACACUGCCAAGAAUGAACUGUGCUCGAAACACGGCACGUGUGUGCCCAUUGAUUCCGACGCGCCCCAAGGCACUUUCCGUUGCAUGUGCGACGUUGGAUUUGGCGGACGGUUCUGCGAUCAAGUGAUUUCAAACGACUGCGUGGCCGACUGUGGCCAGGGCGGGACCUGUAUCGCAGGGCAAUGCGUGUGCAAGAAGGGGUUCAUUGGAGACCAAUGCUAUGGCUGUACCCGCGACGAAACGUGCAACUCGGAAAAACUUUCUGGCACGUGCAAUUUGAAGACCAACACGUGCGACUGUGUCCCAGGGUUCCAAGGAGAUAAGUGGUGCGGCACCACGAGCGAUGCAUCCGUCUCCGUGGUGGACAAGUGUGCGUUGGCUAACGGCCCCAAUUGUGGCACAUUGGGUAUUUGCCUGCAAAGCGAGUGCUACUGCCGCGACGGGGCGUGCAUUGGGUCGUCGUGCACCAAGUGCACUCUCCCAGGAUGUGUGGACUGCGGCACUUCCGCGGCGGCAGACAAGCGUAGCUUAUCGACCAUUGUCGGGGCGAUGAUGGCGUCUGCCCUGUACUUCGUGCUCUAGAUAGUUGAUGCGAAUUGUGGAGGGAGCCAAUUUCGAAUCACGGGUUUGUUACAUCGUUUGCUUCGCAGGUUGGCUAGAUAGAGUGUGAGUUGCCAUGCAACCGCACGUCCGUCUGGCAACAGAGUACCUUAGCCAAAAAAAUAAUGUUUAUCCAAAUAUUCAUAUGUAAGUUGCAA